AUGGUGUUAAUCAAAGACAAUGAAGAUUUCGAUUCGGUAACAUUUACAGAUCAACAAGAACAAGCAACCAAACAUAAUACAAAGCUAAUCAUCGGAAUCAUCAUCAAUCUAAUCUUCAUAUCAAUCUACCUCAUCAUACGUUUCGCCCAUCCCUCAAAACCGCAAUUCAUCAUUCAAGACGCCACUGUCUUCACCUUCAACCUUUCGUCGUCGUUGAAUCUUCUUUCCUCCACUCUACAAAUAACCAUCGCCUCCAAAAACCCAAAUGACAUUUCGGGUAUCUAUUACGACGAUCUGGGUAUCUACGCAGAAUAUAUGAAUCAACAAAUCACUUACCAAACAGACAUUCCUAGAGGAGUAUAUCAAGGACGUAAGGAGAUUCAUGUUUGGUCUUUGUUUAUCAACGGAACCAACGUACCAAUUGCUCCGUACAAUGUACCUUUUCUUAAAUAG
Impatiens glandulifera is the source of this 453-nucleotide messenger RNA. RefSeq names its product NDR1/HIN1-like protein 1. The record is from RefSeq and is a predicted model, not a curated record. The transcript has a single exon. Gene Ontology annotation, biological process: defense response to other organism. Bases 1 to 453 code for a protein of 150 amino acids. NCBI's taxonomy places the organism in Eukaryota, Viridiplantae, Streptophyta, Magnoliopsida, Ericales, Balsaminaceae.